Messenger RNA from Labrus bergylta (ballan wrasse), 1457 nucleotides. NCBI's taxonomy places the organism in Eukaryota, Metazoa, Chordata, Actinopteri, Labriformes, Labridae. The record is from RefSeq and is a predicted model, not a curated record.
AAAGUGUUUUCUUCUAUCAUACUUUUUUGUGUGUGAUGUCUAUCAUUGUAGUCUUACAUUCACUUUUAUUUGUCAGAGGAUUAUAGUGACUUUAUAACAUCUCUUUUAUUCCAGUUUUCAAGAAGCACCAUGGGGAAUCAAUCUGGUCGUCAACAAAUAGAAACAGAAAUUAAAGAAGCUCUGGAGAAAAAUGAUCAAGACUUAGCUCGUGCAAAGAUCCAGGAGUAUUUGGACAAGGACCAAAAUGUUCCUCUAAAUAUUGCUGUCACAGGAGAGUGUGGCGUUGGUAAAUCCGCCUUUGUUAAUGCCAUUAGAGGUAUAGACAACAAGGAUGAGAAAGCUGCUCCUACUGGUUGUGUAGAAACAACCAUGGAGGUCACAUCGUAUCCCCAUCCAAACUAUCCCAAAGUGACAAUCUGGGAUCUUCCUGGUAUCGGCAACGUUGGUUAUCCUGCUGCUAAGUACCUGAAGACGGAUGAAUUUAAAAAGUUUGACUUCUUCCUCAUCAUCUCAGCUGAUCGCUUCAAAGAAAAUGAUGUGAAGCUGGCUAAGGAGAUUCAAAAGAUGAAGAAGAAGUUCUACUUUGUUCGCUCAAAGAUUGAUGAUAACAUACGUUAUGAGAAAAGAAGUCAGAGAGAGUUCAAUGAAGAAAAGAUCCUGACACAAAUCAGGGAAAACUGCAUCCAGGGUCUUCAGGGUCAAGGUCUCCAGUCUCCUCAGGUCUUCUUGGUGUCCAGCGUUGACCUGACACUGUAUGAUUUCCCUCUGUUAGUGGAGACCCUGAAGGAAGAACUUCCUGAACUCCAGAAGGAAGCCUUUCUGCUUGCCAUGCCCAAUAUCAGUCUGGACAUGAUCAAAGAAAAGAAAAAGGCUUUCCAAGCCAAAGUCAAAUACUGGGCUACUCUAUCUGCUAUUGGAGCAGCUGUGCCAGUUCCAGGUGUUUCUGUCGCUGUUGAUACAGACUUGCUUGGCGGUGUUAUCAAACAAUAUGGAUUUGGGUUUGGUCUUGACAUCCCAACACUGAAGAGAAUGGCAAAAUACUCAGGGGUUUCUUAUGAGGAAUUGAGGAAAGUCCUCAAGUCACCUCUGGCAACAGUAAAUGAAACUCCUGAACUUUUACAGAAGUUGUUGUCUCAAUUAGGCAGCUUAGUUGCAUUAAUGGCAGCAGAGGAAGGGUUCAGAUUCAUUCCAAUACUUGGAAUCCCAGCAGCAAUGGGCCUCUCUUUUACCUUUACCUACAGAAGUCUUAUUUUCCUCGACAUGCUCGCUGACGAUGCAGAGAGGGUAUUUACUAGGGUCUGCAGUUGAACAUCUCAUGCUGAUAUUGUUAAAGAAAUAGCAUUCAGUACAUAUUUGUGCUGUCAAAACAAUGUGUACAUUUUGAGUUAUUCAUUGAAAUCACAUUAAAAACAUGCCUAUUGAUUGUCUUCAUAGUGAUAAUGUUAUUUUUGUAUAAA